AUUGAUCUCACAUGGUGUUUUCAAGGAUCCAAACUGGGUACAAGCUUUUGCUGUUAAAUCACAAUGCUGAUAAAAAUUAAUUGCUUCUGGUUAGUUAUUUAUUUGCAAUAAAUUGGAAGCAGCUUCUUGGCACAGACCCACAAUGUGUGUGCAUUGAGGUGGAGCUCAGCCACUGGGAGUACAAUCACUUCUGGUGCAGGACCCCAGGCAGCACUUGGCUAAGAUGAAAUUUGAGGAUAUUUUCAGUGAUGUCGGUGGCUUCGGACGGUUCCAGCUGAUAAUCCUGCUUCUGGCUUGUGCCCCACGGCUCAUUCUACCCUGGCACUUUCUACUUCACAACUUCCUGUCUGCUGUGCCUUCUCAUCACUGCCACCUAACAGCCCCGGACUCACUCAAUCUGACCCAUCAGGACAGGCUACUGGCUGUUAUCCCCGCGGACAAGGAUGGCUCCCUCAGCUCCUGUAAGAUGUACUCAGUGCCACGGCUUCAUCUCAUCAAUAUGACCCUUGGUGAAUAUAACCAGUCCACAGUCAUCAGCUGCCCAGAUGGCUGGGAUUAUGAUCAAUCACAAUUCACAUCAACGUUAGCAACUGAGUGGGAUCUGGUGUGUGAGAAACGGAGCUUGAACCAGGCGGCCACCAGCAUUUUCUUCAUCGGAGUGAUGUUGGGAGCUCUGCUGUUUGGCUACUUAUCAGACAAGUUUGGCCGCAGGAAAACCCUUCUCCUUGCCUUCCUGUUCACAAUGGUAGCGGGGACUUUGGCCUCCUUCUCGACCUCGUAUCCAAUGUUUGUUGUGUUCAGGAUGCUCUGUGGCAUCGGUUUAACUGGGAUUUCUAUCAUCUCCAUCACGCUGUCUGUCGAGUGGACCGAUGUGGAACAUCGAACCUCAAUGGCCAUCAUUCCCAGUCCAAUGUGGAGUGUUGGUAAUGUGCUGCUGGCUCUCAUUGCAUAUUUCGUCAGGGACUGGCGCUGGCUCCUCUUUGCGGUGACAAGUCCAUGCCUGGUCAUUGGAGCCUUAUGCUGGUGGAUCCCAGAAUCUGCCAGGUGGCUCCUGGCUAAUGGCAAAACUAAAGAGGCCCAGGUGAGCCUGCAGAAAUGUGCCAGAGUGAACCAGCGGCUUGGGAGUGACCUUGGAUUAUCUAGUGAGCAAGGCGACCAGAAUUGA
Stegostoma tigrinum is the source of this 1165-nucleotide messenger RNA. RefSeq names its product solute carrier family 22 member 7-like. Gene Ontology annotation, molecular function: transmembrane transporter activity. The record is from RefSeq and is a predicted model, not a curated record. Gene Ontology annotation, biological process: transmembrane transport. NCBI's taxonomy places the organism in Eukaryota, Metazoa, Chordata, Chondrichthyes, Orectolobiformes, Stegostomatidae. The transcript has 6 exons. The coding region runs from base 224 to 1165 and encodes 313 amino acids. Gene Ontology annotation, cellular component: membrane.